This is a messenger RNA of Penicillium argentinense, 1116 nucleotides long. Its product is annotated as threonine aldolase family protein. Gene Ontology annotation, molecular function: L-allo-threonine aldolase activity. The transcript has a single exon. NCBI's taxonomy places the organism in Eukaryota, Fungi, Ascomycota, Eurotiomycetes, Eurotiales, Aspergillaceae. The record is from RefSeq and is a predicted model, not a curated record. Gene Ontology annotation, cellular component: cytosol. Bases 1 to 1116 code for a protein of 371 amino acids. Gene Ontology annotation, biological process: L-threonine catabolic process; glycine biosynthetic process.
AUGGCUACCUCGAGCAAUUCCAGAUCCGCCAAUGAAUUCCGCAGCGAUACCUUCACCACCCCGACGGCCGCCAUGCUGAACGCCAUGGCCAAUGCCAGCUUUGGCGACGACGUCUACCAAGAAGAUAACUCGACCACGGAGUUCCAGAAGGAGAUCGCCCGUUUGACGGGGAUGGAAGACGCCCUCUUCAUGCUCUCUGGUACUAUGGGCAACCAAAUCGGCGUCCGCAUCCACCUUAACCAGCCGCCUCACUCGGUGCUGUGUGACUAUCGAGCUCACGUCUACGCAGAAGAAGGUUCGGGACUCGCUGUCCUAUCCCAGGCCAUGGUGACCCCUGUUCAUCCCGCGAAUGGAAUCUACAUGACUCUGGAUGAUGUAAAGAAGUGGGUGGUAUUGGGUGAUGAUAUCCACACGGCUCCGACGAGGGUCAUUUCCCUCGAGGUCACCAUCGGAGGCGUCGUGACGCCGAUUGAUGAGAUUAAGAAGAUUUCCGAAUUCGCCCAUGCCAAUGAUAUCAAGGUCCACUGUGACGGGGCUAGACUGUGGAAUGCUACUGCCGCUACCGGUCUCUCGCUAGCCGACUACUGCCAGUACUUUGACAGUGUUUCCAUGUGUGUGUCGAAAGGGCUCGGAGCACCAGUUGGCGGAGUGCUUGCAACUACAAAGAAGAAUAUCAAACAAGCCAGAUGGCUGCGGAAGCAGCAGGGAGGAGGAAUUCGGCAGGCUGGAGUUCUGACCUCUGCCGCCAUGGUCGCGUUGAAGGAGGUUUGGCCUACCAUGAGGGGAACACAUGAGAAAGCAAAGAAAUUGGAAAAGGAUCUGGAGGCAAUUGGCGUCUUUCCUCAGAUCCCUGUGGACACCAAUUUCUUCUUCAUCGAUGCUGCUCGGUCUAAGAUUGACAUGGGUGUUUUGCUGGAGCAGUGUCAGAAAUUUGAUGUCAAGUUACAGGACGAGCGAAUCUCCUUGCAUCAUCAAGUCAGUGACGAGGCGAUUGAGAACCUCAAAGCGGCCAUUGCUGCAGCAGUGGAUAUUACGAAAAGUCUACCAUCGGAUUAUGUGUCCAAGGUGGCGCCAGCGGGUUACGGUAGUUCCUCAAAGAUGAACGAAUACAACUAA